Chlorocebus sabaeus (green monkey) is the source of this 6945-nucleotide messenger RNA. RefSeq names its product desmocollin 3 (gene DSC3). The record is from RefSeq and is a predicted model, not a curated record. Gene Ontology annotation, molecular function: calcium ion binding; gamma-catenin binding. NCBI's taxonomy places the organism in Eukaryota, Metazoa, Chordata, Mammalia, Primates, Cercopithecidae. Gene Ontology annotation, biological process: homophilic cell-cell adhesion. Gene Ontology annotation, cellular component: desmosome; plasma membrane.
ACCGCUUUCCAGAGCGCGAACGCCCCGGUGGCUGCUGGGGAGCAGAGGGGCAGGCUCGGGCAGCUCCUCAGCUGUGUCGGCGAUGAUAAAACUUGAGAAAUAUCAAGGAGUGGCCUCUCCGCGUCCUCUGGGUCCAAUCUGGUUUCAGGAGUGAAGUUGCUCCCGGGCAGGCAAGCCUGAGAGAGGCCAAAGACACUUAAAGACAAGCAGCGGCGAGAAAAGCACCUCCCGCGCCCCACACCUCAGCAGGUCUCGCUCUCGGCACCCUCCCGGCGCCCGCGUUCUCCUGGCCCUGCCCCGCAUCCCGAUGGCAGCCGCUGGGCCCCCGCGCUCCGUGCGCGAAGCCGUCUCCCGGCAGCUGCUGUUGACCCUCGUGAUCUUCAGUCUUGCUGGUGAAGCCUGCAAAAAGGUGAUACUUAAUGUACCUUCUAAACUAGAGGCAGACAAAAUAAUUGGCAGAGUUAAUUUGGAAGAGUGCUUCAGAUCUGCAGACCUCAUCCAGUCAAGUGAUCCUGAUUUCAGAGUUCUAGGUGAUGGGUCAGUGUACACAGCCAGGGCUGUUGUACUGUCUGAUGAGAAAAGAUCAUUUACCAUAUGGCUUUCUGACAAAAGGAAACAGACACAGAAAGAGGUCACUGUGCUGCUAGAACAUCAGAAGAAGGUAUUGAAGACAAGACACACUAGAGAAACUGUUCUCAGGCGUGCCAAGAGGAGAUGGGCACCUAUUCCUUGCUCUAUGCAAGAGAAUUCCUUGGGCCCUUUCCCUUUGUUUCUUCAACAAGUUGAAUCUGAUGCAGCACAGAACUAUACUGUCUUCUACUCAAUAAGUGGACGUGGAGUUGAUCAAGAACCUUUAAAUUUGUUUUAUAUAGAAAGAGACACUGGAAAUCUAUUUUGCACUCAGCCUGUGGAUCGUGAAGAAUAUGAUGUUUUUGAUUUGAUUGCUUAUGCGUCAACUGCAGAUGGAUAUUCAGCAGAUCUGCCUCUCCCACUACCCAUCAGAGUAGAAGAUGAAAAUGACAACCACCCUGUUUUCACAGAAGCAAUUUAUAAUUUUGAAGUUUCAGAAAGUAGUAGACUUGGUACUACAGUGGGGGUGGUUUGUGCCACAGACAGAGAUGAACCGGACACAAUGCACACGCGCCUGAAAUACAGCAUUUUGCAGCAGACACCAAGAUCGCCUGGGCUGUUUUCUGUGCAUCCCAGCACAGGUGUAAUCACCACAGUCUCUCAUUAUUUGGACAGAGAGGUUGUAGACAAGUACUCAUUGAUAAUGAAAGUACAAGAUAUGGAUGGCCAGUUUUUUGGAUUGAUAGGCACAUCAACUUGUAUCGUAACAGUAACAGAUUCAAAUGAUAAUGCACCCACUUUCAGACAAAAUGCUUAUGAGGCAUUUGUAGAGGAAAAUGCAUUCAAUGUGGAAAUCUUACGAAUACCUGUAGAAGAUAAGGAUUUAAUUAAUACUGCCAAUUGGAGAGUCAAUUUUACCAUUUUAAAGGGAAACGAAAAUGGACAUUUCAAAAUCAGCACAGACAAAGAAACUAAUGAAGGUGUUCUUUGUGUCGUAAAGCCACUGAAUUAUGAAGAAAACCAUCAAGUGAACCUGGAAAUUGGAGUAAACAAUGAAGCACCAUUUACUAGAGAUAUACCCAGAGUGACAGCGUUGAACAGAGCCUUGGUUACAGUUCAUGUGAGGGAUCUGGAUGAGGGGCCUGAAUGCACCCCUGCAGCCCAAUAUGUGCGGAUUAAAGAAAACUUAGCAGUGGGGUCAAAGAUCAAUGGCUAUAAGGCAUAUGACCCCGAAACUAGAAAUGGCAAUGGUUUAAGGUACAAAAAAUUGCGUGAUCCUAAAGGUUGGAUCACCAUUGAUGAAAUUUCAGGGUCAAUCAUAACUUCCAAAAUCCUGGAUAGGGAGGUCGAAACUCCCAAAAAUGAGUUGUAUAAUAUUACAGUCCUGGCAAUAGACAAAGAUAAUAGGUCAUGUACUGGAACACUUGCUGUGGACAUUGAAGACGUAAAUGAUAAUCCACCAGAAAUACUUCAAGAAUAUGUAGUCAUAUGCAAACCAAAAAUGGGGUAUACCGACAUUUUAGCUGUUGAUCCUGAUGAACCUGUCCAUGGAGCUCCAUUUUAUUUCAGUUUGCCAAAUACUUCUCCAGAAAUCAGUAGACUGUGGAGCCUCACCAAAGUUAAUGACACAGCCGCCCGUCUUUCAUAUCAGAAAAAUGCUGGAUUUCAAGAAUAUACCAUUCCUAUUACUGUAAAAGACAGGGCCGGCCAAGCUGCAACAAAAUUAUUGAGAGUUAAUCUAUGUGAGUGUACUCAUCCAGCUCAGUGUCGUGUGACUUCAAGGAGCGCAGGAGUAGUACUUGGAAAAUGGGCAAUCCUCGCAAUACUACUGGGUAUAGCACUGCUCUUUUCUGUAUUGCUAACUUUAGUAUGUGGAGUUCUGGGUGCAACUAAAGGCAAACGUUUUCCUGAAGAUUUAGCACAGCAAAACUUAAUUAUAUCAAACACAGAAGCACCUGGAGAUGAUAGAGUGUGCUCUGCCAAUGGAUUUAUGACCCAGACUGCCAACAACUCUAGCCAAGGUUUUUGUGGCACCGUGGGAUCAGGAAUGAAAAAUGGAGGACAGGAAACCAUUGAAAUGAUGAAAGGAGGAAACCAGACCUUGGAAUCCUGCCGGGGGGCUGGGCACCAUCACACCCUGGACUCCUGCAGGGGAGGACACACGGAGGUGGACAACUGCAGAUACACCUACUCGGAGUGGCACAGUUUCACUCAGCCCCGUCUCGGUGAAAAAUUGCAUCGAUGUAAUCAGAAUGAAGACCACAUGCCAUCCCAAGAUUAUGUCCUUACUUAUAACUACGAGGGAAGAGGAUCUCCAGCUGGUUCUGUGGGCUGCUGCAGUGAAAAACAGGAAGAAGACGGCCUUGACUUUUUAAAUAAUUUGGAACCCAAAUUUAUUACAUUAGCAGAAGCAUGCACAAAGAGAUAAUGUCACAGUGCUACAAUUAGGUCUUUGCCAGACAUUCUGGAGUUUUCCAAAAAUAAUAUUGUAAAGUUCGAUUUCAACAUGUAUGUAUAUGAUGACUUUUUUUUUUCUCAAUUUUGAAUUAUACUACUCACCAAUUUAUAUUUUUUAAGCAUGUUGUUGCUUAUCUUUUCCAAAAAGUGAAAAAUGUUAAAACAGACAACUAGUAAAUCUCAAGCUGCAGCAUUGGAAUUAAGGUCUCUAAAGCAUCUGCUCUUCUUUUUUUUUUUUUUUUUUUUACAGAUAUUUUAGUAAUAAAUAUGUUGGAUAAAUAUUAGUCCAACAAUAGCUAAGUUAUGCUAAUAUCACAUUAUUAUAUAUUCACUUUGAGUGAUAGUUUAAAAAAUAAACAAGAAAUAUUGAGUAUUACUAUGUGAAGAAAAAUUUGGAAAAGAAACACUGAAGACUGAAUUAACUUAAAUGUUGCAGCUCAUAAAGAAUAGGGACUCACCUCUACUGCACUACCAAAUUCAUUUGACUUUGGAGGCAAAAUUUGUUGAAGUGCCCCAUGAAGUAGCAAUUUUCCAUAGGAAUAUAGUUGGAAAAAAAUGUGUGUACAUAUAUUAUUAUUAAUCAAUGCAACAUUUAAAAUGAAAACAAAGAGGAAAAUUGUAAAAACUUGAAAUGAGGCUGGGGUAUAGUUUGUCCUACAAUAGAAAAAAGAGAGAGCUUCUUAGGCCUAGCUCUUAAAUGCUGCAUUAUAACUGAGUCUAUCAGGAAAUAGUUCCUGUCCAAUUUGUGUAAUUUGUUUAAAAUUGUAAACAAAUUAAACUUUUCUGGUUUCUGUGGAAAGGAAAGAGGGAACCCGAUGGAACAGUAGGUUUGCUUUGCAGUCUGUUUCAAGAUUUCUGUAUCCACAAGUUGGUAGCAAACUUGGGAAUACUCGCUGUAGCUAGGGUUCCCUGUUUUUUGGUAGCAAGGGUCCAGAGAUGAGGUGUUUCUUUGGGGAGCUAAUAACAAAAACAUUUUAAAACUUACCUUUACUGAAGUUAAAUCCUCUAUUGCUGUUUCUGUUCUCUCUUAUAUUGACCAACAUCUUUUUAAUUUAGAACCAAAUAGCCAUGUGCUCCCGGAGUAUAGAGGCUAGAGGGAGCUGAGGGGUGGAUCUCACUGAAAGCACCCUGGGGAGAUUGACUGUCCUUAGGCCUAAGCCCCACAAACUUGACACCUGAUCAGGGCCUGAGAGCUACAAAAUUUCAUUUUUCUCCUUACCACCCUUCUUCUGAGUGGUAUUGGCGUGAAUCAAGGAAAGCCAGGCCUCGUGGGCCCCCUUCUUUCAGCUUUCUGCUAACAUUGUCAGCAACGCCUCCAGCAGAGAUUCCCUUAAGUGACAAAUACUCCAGGUUUUCCACCAUCCUUCAGUGUGAAUUAAUUUUUAAUCAGUUUGCUUUCUCCAGAGAAAUUUUAAAAUAAUAGAAGAAAUAGAAACUUUGAAUGUAUAAAAGGAAAAGAUCAAGUUGUCAUUUUAGAACAGAGGGAACUUUAGGAGAAAGCAGCCUAAGUAAGGCAUUUGGAAGUCAGAGGGCAACAUGAAGACGCAGGCCUUCUAGGGCAAUGAGAGGACACAAGGACUAUGGGUGAGAGUAAAGGCAACAUAAUCUACUUCAUACUUUUUCCUAGGCUUGGCACUGCCUUUUCCUUUCCCAGGCUAAUGGCAACUGCCAUUUGAGUCUGCUGAGGGAUCAGCCAACCUCUUCUCUAUGGCUAACCUUAUUUGGAGUGAGAAAUCCAGGAGACAGAGCUGACUGAAUGAUGAGUAGGCUUGGCACUGCCUUUUCCUUUCCCAGGCCAAUGGCAACUGCCAUUUGAGUCCGCUAAGGGAUCAGCCAACCUCUUCUCUAUGGCUAACCUUAUUUGGAGUGAGAAAUCAAGGAGACAGAGCUGACUGAAUGAUGAGUCUGAAGGCAUUUGCAGGAUGAGCCUGAACUGGUUGUGCAGAACAAACAAGGCAUUCAUGGGAAUUGCUGUAUUCCUUCUGUAGCCCUCCCUCUGGGCACUAAGAAGGUCUAUGAAUUAAAUGGGUAUCUAAAAUUCUGAUUUAUUCCUACAUUUUUUGUUUUCUAAUUUGACCCUGAAAUAUAUGUGUUUUAGAUUUACACUUUUUAUUUUCCUUUUUUUUUUUUUUUUUGAGACGGAGUCUCGCUCUGUCGCCCAGGCUGGAGUGCAGUGGCAGCGAUCUCGGCUCACCGCCUCCCGGUUCACGCCAUUCUCCUGCCUCAGCCUCCCGAGUAGCUGGGACUACAGGCGCCCGCCACCACACCCAGCUAAUUUUUUGUAUUUUUAGUAGAGACGGGGUUUCACCGUGUUAGCCAGGAUGGUCUCCAUCUCCUGACCUCGUGAUCCGCCCACCUCGGCCUCCCAAAGUGCUGGGAUUACAGGCGUGAGCCGCCGCGCUUGGCCUUAUUUUCCGUUUAAAGUUUUCUUAUUUUAAUGUAAUCAUUUUGAACAUGUGUGAAAGUUGAUCAUACGAAUUGGAUCAAUCUUGAAAUAACCAAAAGACAGUAGAGAAGCCAGGGGGAGAAAACUCAGGGCACAAAAUAUUGCUCUGAGAAUGGAGUUCUCUGCAAGCCUCGUUGAUGAAAUUGUCUACUGUAACCAGAAGCCAGUUUUAUCUAAUGGCUACUGAAACACCCACUGUGGUUUGCACACUCCCUCACUCGCCAAUCAAAACGUGCCACCUCCCCAAGACCUUACAAGUGCCGACAAACUUUCUCUAAGAGCAACCAGUAUCACUUCCCUGUUUAUAAAACCUCUAACCUUCUCUUUGUUCUUUGAACAUGCUGAAAACCACCUGGUCUGCACGUAUGCCCUAAUUUGCAAUUCUUUCAUCUCAAAUGAAAAUUUAAUUUCAGGGAUUCAUUUCUAUGUUUUAUUUGACUUUCUCAUAUGUAGUAUUAUUAUUUCCUUAUAUGUGUAAAAUGAAAUUUAUGGUAUUUGAGUGUGCAAGAAAAUAUAUUUUUAAAGCUUUCAUUUCUCCCCCAGUGAAUGAUUUGGAAUCUUUAUGUUAAUGUACAGAUUUUUUUUUCUUAUUUUUAUAAGGAAGCAGCUGUCUAAAAUGCAGUGGGGUUUGUUUUGCAACGUUUUAAACAGAGCUUUAAUACUGCUGUUAAAAGAAGUUCCUUUGCUUUUAAAGAAACGUGGCUGCUUAAAAUAAGCAGAAAUUGGAUGUGUAAAGUAAUAUUUACAGAUAUGGGGGGAUGUAAUAAAACAACAUUAACUUGGUUUCUUGUUUUUGCUGUAUUUAGAGAUUAAAUAAUUCUAAGAUGAUCACAUUGCAAAAUUGUGCUUAUGGCUGGCAUGGAAAUAGAAAUACUCAGUUAUGUCUUUGUUGUACUAAUGGGGAAUAUUUUGGACAAUGGGUCAUUAUCAAAUUGUCGGGAUCAUUAAUAUAUAUUGUAAUGUUGGGAAGAGAUCACUAUUUUGAAGCACAACUCUACAAAUGAGUAUCUAUGUAUACAUAUGUAUAAUACACUUUGAUUGGGUAUUAAAAGUAUUAGAAGGUGGUUAUAUAAUUGCAGAGUAUUCCAUGAAUAGUACACUGACACAGGGGUUUUACUUUGAGGAGCAGUGUAGUCAAGGGAAAACAUGAGUUAAAAAGAAAAGCAGCAAUAUUGCAGUCUUGAUUCUGCCACUUACAGGAUAGAUAACGCCUGAACUUUAAUCACAAGAUGAUCCAACCAUAAAGGUGCUCUGUGCUUCACAGUGAAUCUUUUCCCAAUGCAGGAGUGUGCUCCCCCACAAGUGUAAGACUGAUCAUUUCAAAAAUGUAUUAGUUAUAUCAAAAGCCUUAAAUUUUAAUAUAGGUUGAACCAAAAUUUCAAUUCCAGUAACUUCUAUUGUAACCAUUAUUUUUGUGUAUGGCUUCAAGAAUGUUCAUUGGAUUUUUGUUUGUAAUAGCAAAAUACUGGAUA